Messenger RNA from Helianthus annuus (common sunflower), 1177 nucleotides. RefSeq lists its product as uncharacterized. Gene Ontology annotation, molecular function: DNA binding. The record is from RefSeq and is a predicted model, not a curated record. NCBI's taxonomy places the organism in Eukaryota, Viridiplantae, Streptophyta, Magnoliopsida, Asterales, Asteraceae. Bases 75 to 1037 code for a protein of 320 amino acids. The transcript has 5 exons.
GGGCUAGGAGGGUAUGAUGGGCCAAUGAUUGCACAAACUUCAUGAUCUGAAUCUGGGCCCACAUCAAAUUGUUGAUGGAUGGAAUUCGUCUCCAACGCAUGGAAUUUUUUUUUGGGCCUCAAAUAAUGUGCCAGGAUGUCUCUAUCACCUUUGUUACUCAAUUCUAUGGAGAGAAUUGGGCCGAUAAGAAGCUGCAUAUAUAUCAUUCAAGUGGGAAAAAAUGGGUCGUAAUGUUGAAACGAGUAAAAUGUAUGCCAGUCUUAACUGACGGCUGGCAAACAGUUGUUUCAGAACUUAAUCUUCAAAAGAAUUGUUUGCUGACCUUUCUUCCAUUGAACCAUUUUGGUCUCCAUCUUUCAUCUUAUGUUAACGGCGUGUGUGGUCAAUCUUAUUUCACAAUUAAUCAUCAUCUAAGAUUGGGUUUUACGAUCAUUGAAGAUUCUUUUGUUCAAGAAUGUUUUGAAGACAAUGUAGUGGCUGGCUCAUAUGAAAUAAAUUAUAAGGGUUCUUCGUGGACUGUGUCAACAAGUAAGUUUAAUUCAAGCUAUGUAUUUUCACAAGGUUGGACUCAACUUUGCAACGAUCUUGGCGUUCAAGAAGAUGACUUACUGGUUCUUGAAAAACUUGAUGAUGUUUUAUUUGGCUUAACCGUGUAUCUAGACGAGGUAGAGAUAAGGUUGAGCAAGAAGGUUGAAUCCGACGAUGAUGAUGUAUUUCAGAUCUCUAAGGCCGAUUACUUUAAAACGCUUUUGAAGGACAUAGAGGAGGAUGAUAACAUUUAUAUUCCUGAUGAAAGUCCAUCAGGAACAGUCCCGUCACGUACACCGAAGAAGGUUCAUGUUAAAGAGACGUUGAAAAAAGGUGAUGCUUCACAUUUCAAGACAAUGCAAGAUGUUAAAGGAAAAGGAAAAGCUAAACUUUUUGCCGACAGAUCCGACACAGUCGAGAAUUUGAACAAAGAAUGCAAACGCCGAAAACGUUCUACAAAAUCUGAUUCUAUUCCGUAUCGUCCAUCUGCUGAAACCGUCAAGUAUUAGAUAUUUAAUGUAUUUUUAUUAAUUUUACUAAUAUCCGUUUUUAUUGUCAUUAUUUGCUUAGUCAUAUUCAUAAGGUUUGAUAGAAAAUUUAUAAUUGUUGGUGAAUAAGAUGUUUAAAAUUCAAAUUAUAGAAUCUUUCA